This is a messenger RNA of Pangasianodon hypophthalmus (striped catfish), 8061 nucleotides long. RefSeq names its product transmembrane protein 200A (gene tmem200a). Lineage: Eukaryota; Metazoa; Chordata; Actinopteri; Siluriformes; Pangasiidae. The coding region runs from base 6066 to 7571 and encodes 501 amino acids. The transcript is spliced from 2 exons. The record is from RefSeq and is a predicted model, not a curated record.
UAACUGAAAAUGAAAAUUCGGUAUUCAGUCAGUGGUCUGGUGUCCUGCUGCGGAUUUGAUCAGUUUCCUCAAAAUUAAUAAAGUACUCUUUAUUAUAAAGUCGCUUUUGUCUUGCGUUUCAUGAAGAAAGUGGACGCCUGGAAGGUCAGUGAUGGAAAACCCCUCCUAAAGAUCUUCCUCUCGUCCUAAAGAUCUGAAGUCAGACACUUUUUAAAAUCUGCCACUCGAUGAGCAAUGCUGAAGAGAUUGCCGAGAUUGGAGGAGAUGAUCGUGGUGAAGCUCGGGAGCUGGUGAGAAAUGAAGAUCUCAGAUCUCAGAGCUCAGUCUCAGCUUUCCUCUCGUUAAAAAUCCACCAACUCUGGGAUUCACGAAACCCUCCGAAUCGUUCAGAGCUGUUGAAGUUACACGCUCCUCAGCGUCACCACAGAAACGAUGCAGCUUGUUCAGAGGCUCUCAGUGUAGUCCUGAUGGAUAGCUGUACGAGGAGCAGCGCUGCUGCCGUGGAAGCGUUUAAUCACUCAGUAAAACGUCUCUGCCGUCGUUUAUCGUGUAAUUUGUUCAUUCUGCGCGGUUGAUUUUUCCUGUUAAAGCACUAUGAUGGCCAUUGAGGUAGCUUCAUCAUUAGUGACGCUGCAUGACGUGUGUUUUUGGCGCUCUCGGAUCCUCCAACUGGAACUAAUCUGGAAUAAUCUGAAGCUCUGAGACUGACACACCAGUCAGAGCAGAUCAUCCUCCAGCUGAAGCACUGAGUUAUUGUAAAGUCUAGCAUGAUUAACGUGGAAAGCGUAAUCAGCUCCGUCUAACCGUGCGGGCACUGAUCGCUUUUUCUCCAUCAUAUAACCAGUUCCUUUACUUCCGCUAAUCCCCGUGCUGUAGAACGCAACAUCGGUCUUCAGGUCACACGUCUUGAUCUUGUCAUGCGCUGGGUUAAACGUUUGUUCCGUCCUGACUCGAUCUUCAGCAUUAGGAACUCUAUAUAGAUUCUUAGAUCAGUGAGUCUGAACCACAGGAUUGUGUUGAUUUGUCAAAAUAAUGCAAACCAAUCUGUAACUAUUUCACAUUUUUUGUAGCUUGCAGUAAGAUUUAUCCGUAUCUUGCAGGUUUAGUGCACACCUGUUAUGUUUUACGUAACAAACGUACAAAUGGCCAUUCCAUCCUCUCCAUCUUCAUUUCUGCCCUGCUGUUGCCUUUAAACAGAGAGUUUUGAAGUACUGAAGUUUACGCUGAAGUCUGUUUGCUAAAUGAGAUGCUCAGGUGGAAGAGAUUACCAAAGUAACGCGAUGCAGUAAAGCUAUUUUAUUGUUAGCUUUGUAUUCCGUGCAUUAUAUAAUCAUUUCUUUGUAGAAGUUGAGUUAUAGUUUAAAGGAAUUUGAGUUCGUGGUCUUGAUUUAAACCACAUUUUUCAUGUUAUUGCAGAAUUAUAAAAUAAUUAGGUUCCCCUUUGAGCCGUUCGUCUCGUCUGAAUUCGGAAAUCGCUCGUUCCUGGGAGAAUUUACACUAAACAUUAAAAACGACCUGCGGUCAGUGUUUACGCCAUCACACUCAACAUGUCGUAAACCGCUAACUAGCUGAGCCGAGUUUCUGCCGUAGCUCAGUGUUGUGUAGCUGCAUCGUCUCCGCUACGUCUGCGCUGCAUUUCUCAUUAACACAAUGUUGAGUGUAACAGGACAUUGAGUUUCGAGAAAAGAAGCUCUUGCUCAUUUUGUUCAUAGGAGCUAACUGCAGAUUUUUUCUCAUGUUAAACUCCAUUGGAGCUCCACUAACAAUAAUAAUAACAAUAACAAUAACAAAAUGUCCGCCGGUGAGACACACCCGCUAACGUCUCACAGGAGUAACAAAAAUACAACACCAACAAAUUAGUGCCAGAAUUAUUAAACACAUCACAAACUUUCACUAUGAACAUAUUUAAUGCGUUUCAGUGAAGUUUAACUUUAAUGUGCUUUGGAUAAAUAAUUAAACUGCUGCUGCUGAACAGUGUUACAGGCUUUAAAGGUGCAAUAGGUUUUUUAUUCCUGUCUUGUACAAACCUGGAGGAUAUGUAAAACAUGAUUACAAAAACAAUGGGUUACGCCGUGGCCUUAGCAAAACUCGCUGAGAAACCCCAUUUGUGUUUGUGUUUGGAUUGUGUUUCCUGUCAGUCAUUUUACAGACACUAUACAGGCCACCUGGGAUCCUGGGGCGGGGCUUCGUGAACAUGGGCGGGAAUCAUUCAGACGUCGAAUCCUCCUAACUGUUAGAGACCUAAUGUUAAAAAAAAGGACUAAUCUAACCUAAUGCAGCUCGAAGUAUUUGCCAUUUUUUUCCAAACAAGUAUCUGAAUACUUCUCACAAAACAGUAAUAUUUACUUUUCAUUAUUAGCCAACAGUUUAAGUCCUGCAGUUCAGAGUUCCCAAGAGCUAAACGUUAAACUCCUGAAACCAUGAGCAAUAAUCCAGAAAAGCUUUACGCAGAACCUGGAGAGAGAGAGAGAGACGGCGUGUUCCCAUUUCUCUCUCUCUCUCUCUCUCUCUCUCUCUCUCGCUCUUAAUCUCCACCCUGCUGCUGCUGCUGUGUGAUGAGUUUUUCAUGAAGUCAACAUCAAAAGCGUGGAAGCACCCACUCUCUUUCCCAGUCUGAAUGCGCGUGUGUGUGUGUGUGUGUGUGUGUGUGAGAUGGAGAACAGGAGCGAGCCAGCUUGUGAUCUCUGGCGUGUGGGUGGAAGUUGUGCUGAGUUCUGAGAUCCAUUUGUUGGUGUUGAAUCCACCGACACGCUGUCCGUCUGGUGAGAGACGCCCAAAAAACCAGAAACCCCGCCCCCUUUUCAACCAAUUCAGAGUUAUUAUUUUUAUAAUUAUUACUUAUUACUAAUUCCACUUUAUUGGUUCACAUGAGCAGUGUGUAUGGUCCAUCCAUGCCCUUCGCUGUGUGUGUGUGUGUGUGUGUGUGUGUGUGUGUGUGUGUGUAAAUGUUCUUCCCACUGCUCAGUCACCCUUCAAAGUAGAUUUUCUGCGCACGAAGUCCGUAAGCAGAAGUGCGCUAAAGCAUUAAGCGGUCCGCCUCGGGAAAGAACGCCUGUCAACAUGCCAGGAUCACAGAUUCUGCUCUCUCUCUGUGUGUCUCUCACACACGCACACACACACACUGCUCGGGGAUAUUAAAGACAUGCAACUUGCCAAGUCAGCAUGAAGUCAUCUGCAUAUUGAAAUUAUACUAAGUGCUAAGAAGGCUCGAUGUUUGCGUCAUCAGAAAUUCUUUUUAAAGCAUAAUUCCUGAAGUCUGGGCUUCUUUCUUGCUGCUAAAUCGGUUAAUGAAACCCAGCUGGUCCUGCAUUAGAUUAGCUUAUGUAGUCAAAUGAGAAAAACAUUUUACCAUGCCAACUUCUGACUAUAAAGUAAACCUGUGUUAUGAUGUCUGGCAUGGCGCGCUGGCAUUGUUGUCUCGGUGAAUAAUCACACGACAGCGUUUCAGAGUCUGAAACCAAACAGUCUGUAGUGCACAAAAGGACAUCAUCCUGGGUUUUUUUUCCUCUCGAGCUUGUGCUACACUUACAAUCACGUCGCGCACCCACGCUCCCGUUCGCAAAAAAAAAAAAAAAAAAAAACUUCCCCAGGCUGGCUCUUGUUGCCUAGGCAACGCAUAAGCAUUCCGUCAAAGUCGUUCCCGGAUCCCCCGCUAAUUUUCCUGCUAACGAAUUAGAGAAUCGAUACAGACAGCAGAACACACUCCACUAAAAAACCUUUCUCAGUCCAGGAGAUGAGUGUAGGGGGUGAGAAAGCGACAGAGAAAGAGAUGAAGCAAGGCGAGGAGGGAUAGAUGAUGCAGAAUAAAUAAAGAAGGAAUAAAAAAAAGUUCAAUCAACAGUGUGACGACUGUUAGGACGUAUGGAUUCAUAGACACGGACGAAUCUCUUUUCCCCAGCGUCGUGUAAGUGAGGACCCUUCCGAUAAAUCAGUGGACUGCUCAUUUUACUCCGGAGGAAAGGAAAGAGGCGGAAAGAGUGGAGUGUAGAAAUUCUCCAACAAACGUAACAACACUGUCGAAGAGUUCAUUCUGACUUCCUCCAAGGACAAAUAUGGCUGCGCUCUAACCCUUCCUUCACACUAGCAAGUGACAAGUCGCUUGGAAUUUGUCUGCUGUCUGUGAUUUGUCAGUUGUCUCUAGUUCCCGUGCUAAACACUAGCAGCUAUAUCCAACUUCAUAAUUAAAUCAUUACACAAAUUAAAUAGUUGUUUGAUUUCCAUGCUGUUACGUGCUUGGCUUUGUUCUAGCUUCGUUCUCAGAUUAGAUUAGCAAAGCGAGCUAACGCUACUAGCCACGCACACUCGCCAGAGGCACCGACCAUCUCCUCCCAAGCUUCUUCAUGAUGUCUUUAUACACGUUUAAUGAGAGGUUGUGUGAGAAAUGAUGGGUUAAGGUGAGACCACACUCAUAAGGGUUUUUUGUAUUUGCAUUAUUUUUGCAGGAACUAAUUGCAGGUAGGAACUAAAGUUGUGAGUGGGGAACUGAAGAAACGUCGGCCCACACGCGCCAUAGGUUCGGUCCAAGGAAUCAUUUGAGCCAAUCAUUUCUGUUUGUUGUUUUAUACCGUUGUCGCAUCAUACCUCUUUUGCAUAGACUGGAGGAAAUCUCAUUUCAAAUGUCGCUGUCACUGGAAACUUGGCUCUGCGCCGUGCAUGUACGUAGAAAAUGAACAGUCGCCUCUCGCUUUGUCGCUCGCUAGUGGGAACGUAGGGUUCGAAUUUCGCAGGUUGAACUGAGACAGCCACAGGGAUCAGCGUUACGGCGGAAAAUAUUGGCAGCAGUUAUUUGAGUGACGGUGUAGUUGUGUGGGAUGGAGAUGGAGAUGGAAAAGCGAUGCUGUUUGUAUAUUUUUCAUGACCCUGAGGGUUUUUAUGAGCGCUGUCACUGCCAAUUCAGACAACAAGGCUGAGCUUUCAGCACACCGGAUGAUUACAUAAGAGGCUCGGUCAGUUCGUGAUGGGCUCUGUACACACUGGGCUGCAGUAAUAUGCACCGUACGGUCAGUUGUGUCGGAGAUGUUUACUGUCACUACAAGGGAAAUGAUCAUGGUGUUGACAUUGGCAUUCGAGGCAUAUGUGACGUGUUACUUGGCAGAGUUUGUGGAAAAUAGUGGAGACUUGCUGGAUUUGACUGUUAUUGUACAGUGGUCAAAGAUCUCAUGACUCAAAAAGAGUGGAGCCAAGGCCUAUUGAGGAUAAGGAGUGGGCAAUAUGGCAAAAAUAUCAUAUCACGAUACUUGAUGCCUAAUCAGUUGCUUCUAAUCAGAGCAUCUGACUGUUGUGUAUUGUGACAAUUUAUCACAACGUCAUUAUUAUAACGUCAGAUAAGGUUGUUUUUAGCAUAUGUCUUAUGCUGUUGUUAUAUCAGGUUGGGACUUUUAAUAAAACCUGUAUGUUUUAUACCCUAGUCUUCCAGUCUUGAAAAUAAAUUCAGUAAAAUGGUGGUCUCCAAAGAUGAAGGAAGGUUGGGAAUUGGUGUUGAAGCUAAGCCUGAGAUCAAAUUGAUGCGAAAAUAUUUAUAUUUAAUUCAACAGUAUUCCUCUCACUCCUCCCACAUCUGUACAUCUGUACAUACGAGUAGCAUGAUGGGAUAUUUUCUCGACUGGGAAGUCAGUAAAAUGCGACAAUAUUAAGUUAAUGAUAUAUUCGGUAUAUUUGGAGAUACCAUCCUGAUUCAUUGGUCUUUGUGUGCUCAGCUGUUUCAUUCACAUCGCCAGGCUUGUCAUUUCCUGUUCAUGACUGGUUGCUAUAUUUGUAGAAUCAUGAUCUAGUAUUUAUAGAAGAGAAAGAGAGCUACGGAAAUAAUGGCCUGCAUUAUAAAUGUGUGUAUUUCUGCUGUUUCCUGCUGCUUUAAUGCAAUGUCUAAUUAAGCAGUAACACCGUGCCUUUUUCUGUGGCAGAAACCACAACAAAAACAUGCACGAUUUUUCAUGAAUGUAGUUUUUUGUCUUGGUUUAAUCAGAGGGUUUAAUUCGCAGCACAGCUGGCAUAAUUCCUGCCAAGAUGGAGGUGGUUGAGUCUAUCUGCUAAACCCUUUUCCUAAAGGCCUGUGUGUUGUCGUAGCGAUGAUUGCGACUGGGGGCGUGAUCACGGGCCUUGCAGCCCUGAAGAGGCAGGACUCUGCCCGCUCCCAGCAUCACCUGCCCAUCCAGUCCCCUGUCCCUCCUCCUGAGAAGAAACGUCUGAAAAGAAAACCCCGCACGGAUAUCGUCGUGGUGCGUGGAAAAAUCCGCCUGUAUUCCGCCUCUGGUUUCUUUCUAGUCCUUGGAGUCCUGAUUUUGAUGGUUGGUAUUGCCAUGGCUGUAAUGGGGUACUGGCCUCACAAGGACCACCAGAGGACACCCGAGAGCAAACACUCGGGGAACGACACGCAGGCGGCAGCGGCGCAGGAGCAGGUGGGAAAGGUGGCGCAGUUCUUUGAGCAGCACUUGCACUCAGAGAAAAUGAAGAUGCUCGGACCAUUUACGAUGGGCAUUGGGAUAUUUAUCUUCAUCUGCGCAAACGCUAUCUUACACGAGAACAGGGACCGAGAAACAAAGGUCAUCCAUAUGAGGGACAUGUACUCAACUGUCAUAGACAUCCACAGCCUGAGAUUACAAGAGCAGAAGUGUAUGAACGGGGCCUACACAGGUCCCUAUGUUGACCACGAGAUCCGCUCUUUUGGUCAGGACAGUCAGUACACCUCGCGGCUAGCCGCUAACACACUGCUGACAUUCUCCGGACUGGGCGGUGAUGUACGACUGUCCCGCCGCACGAGCUCAGCUGAAGAUGAGGAAGGUCUAAUGAGCGAAGUAGGCUCGAGCUUGUUGUCGCCUGGAUAUAGGGAACAUUCCGGAUCGAUAUUCGGGUUCCAACCAGAAGGGAUGCGUCACUGGGAAGACAAGCGUAAUGAUCUGAAGAAGUGCCAGACGCGCUCCAUUGUAUCAUCCUCCAUUAGCGCCUUCACGCUUCCUGUCAUCAAACUCAACAACUGCGUGAUCGACGAGCCUGACAUUGACAACAUAACUGAGGACUCUGAGCAGCUACGAGACAGAUCAAGACCUUCAUCCAUGGAUUCCUUAACCGUACCUAUUCCAGAUAUCUCGAAAGCCUUCAAGCCUCCCAGUACAACGUUGCUCCGGAGUAACUCUACAGUUACAGAAUCCCCUGCGUAUGCAUCAGCAUCUGCUUCACCGUCCUCCCUGUCCCCUGGAUCCACCAGUAGCCGAUUCCUGUCUCCUGGAGCAGACCGGAAAGACUUUGGCUCUAACAAUUCUCUCCACAUGCUGUCGGCUCACUCCAAGUCUCUGGACCUGGAACGAGGUCCCACCAUGCUGACCGUACAACCGGAGCAGCGCAAGCACCCCAGCUGGCCCAGGCUGGAUCGCAGCAACAGCAAAGGCUACACCAAACUGGAGAACAAAGAAGACCCGAUGGACAGGCUGCUGGUGCCCCCAGUGGCUGUUAAGCGGGAUUACACCAAAAAAGAGAAACUACUCAUGAUCUCAAGGUCACACAACAAUCUGAGUUUUGAGCAUGAUGAGUUUAUGAGCAGCACUCUGAAAAGAGGGACGUCUGAGACCAGAUUUUAAGGGACACCUCGUGCACACAUCCUCAUCCCUCUGCAAUAUAUAUGUAAAGACUUUUUGUUGUUUUGCCAUUGUUGAAGUGGUUGUGAAUUUCAGAAACACAAGUCCCAUGGACUGCAAGCUCAGGUGGAUAUUCUGAUAGACAGAGCAUUUCUAAAACAAAGCGUGUGGAUUUUUAACCCCGGAAACAAGAACUCACAGGUGAACCACUGUAAAUAGACCGUGAUGUAAUAGCUGUGUCAUUUGUUAAAUUUGUUAAAUGCAUUUUAGUACGUUUCUGUACUUGAUAAACGUUGAUACAGGACCUGUUGUUAGUUGUGUGUAGAGAGUGUGUGCAUUGUUGUACCAGAGAUGGACAAUUAUUUUGCUAUGAGGUUUUAAAUAAUUUAUUGUUCAAAAACAACAACAAAAAACACACAUGGCUAUUUUUGAACAAGAGUCUUCAAUGUAUUAUUUAUCUGUUUCUCAGAAUAAAAGUAAACUUUUCACACAA